Messenger RNA from Phragmites australis (common reed), 962 nucleotides. RefSeq names its product glutathione S-transferase F11-like. The transcript has 2 exons. Gene Ontology annotation, molecular function: glutathione binding; glutathione transferase activity. Gene Ontology annotation, cellular component: cytoplasm. The record is from RefSeq and is a predicted model, not a curated record. NCBI's taxonomy places the organism in Eukaryota, Viridiplantae, Streptophyta, Magnoliopsida, Poales, Poaceae. The coding region runs from base 129 to 803 and encodes 224 amino acids.
UGACCGACUACGCCCGGCGGCGGCAUCUGACUGUUCUCCGAGUCCCCAACCGACAGUGAGUGUGCUAGUUACCCUAUCCUAUCCCAUCCACCCGCCCCUCAGCUUAGGUCUCCGACGGCGGCGAGGCGAUGGCGGCUCCUGUGACGGUGUACGGUCCGGUGAUCUCACCGGCGGUGGCGCGUGUGGCGGCCUGCCUACUGGAGAAGGACGUGCCGUUCCAGCUGGAGCCGGUGGACAUGUCCAAGGGCGAGCACAAGUCGCCGUCCUUCCUCAAGCUCCAGCCCUUCGGCCAGGUCCCCGCCUUCAAAGACCACCUCACCACCGUCUUUGAGUCAAGGGCUAUUUGCCGUUACAUAUGCGAUCAGUAUGCAGGCCACGGUAACCAGACCCUCCUUGGCAAGAAAGAAGAUGGCGUGGUUGGCCGUGCUGCCAUUGAACAAUGGAUAGAGUCUGAAGGCCAGAGUUUUAACCCACCGAGCUUGGCAAUUAUAUUUCAGCUUGCAUUUGCACCAAUGAUGGGCAGGACUACUGACAUGGCAGUGGUUGAGCAGAAUGAAGCGAAGCUCGCUAAGGUGCUUGACGUGUAUGAGCAACGACUGGGAGAGAGCCAGUACUUUGCUGGUGAUGAGUUCUCCCUGGCCGACCUUGUGCACUUGCCCAAUGCACAUUUUCUUGUGAACAGAACCAACAAGGCAGGGUUGAUCACUGAGAGAAAGAAUCUGGCUAGGUGGUGGAAUGAUGUCUCGGCACGUCCUGCAUGGAAGGAGGUUGUUGAGUUACAGAACAAACCAAUGCCCUCUUGAGUCUCCCUAUUUUUUUCCUGAGCGGCUUGUAAUGGCAACUAUUUGCAUUUGUCUUGUUUUGUCAUCAAAUCAGCCAUGUUUGUACCAUUUAAUACUGUUCAGCUACCCAUCUUUGUGGUAUUGUUGAUUCUAUGUAUGGUUGAAUCUGUUCCUCUGGUC